Fomitopsis serialis is the source of this 1559-nucleotide messenger RNA. RefSeq names its product concanavalin A-like lectin/glucanase domain-containing protein. Bases 1 to 1137 code for a protein of 378 amino acids. The transcript has 5 exons. NCBI's taxonomy places the organism in Eukaryota, Fungi, Basidiomycota, Agaricomycetes, Polyporales, Fomitopsidaceae. Gene Ontology annotation, biological process: carbohydrate metabolic process. Gene Ontology annotation, molecular function: hydrolase activity, hydrolyzing O-glycosyl compounds. The record is from RefSeq and is a predicted model, not a curated record.
AUGCUUACAGGAGAAGUCGAGAAGCCUUGGAUCACUGACAAGGACGUCUAUGUGCGGAUAUCAUGGUGGCUCACUUGGACCGUCGCCAUGCUCGGCGUGGUCGGGGGAGCCAUCCGUUGUUACUUUGGAUGGAGGAAUGUCCCCCGCGUUGGCAAUCUGUGCCUCAUAAUGGAGGACGACUUCAACACGUUUGACCUUCAGAACACCUGGACACGGGAUGUGGAGAUGGGCGGAUUUGGCAACGGCGAGUUCGAGAUGACGACGGACUCCUCCAACAACUCCUUCGUCCAAGACGGCCAGCUGUACAUCGUCCCGACGCUCACCUCGGAUGUCAUCGGGUACAACCACGUCAUGAAUGGCUACACCUACAACAUCUCUGGCUGCACGAACUCCAACCACUCGGCAUGCGGAGCCGUAUCCAACUCGAGCGCAGGCUCCGUGAUUAACCCGGUCAUGAGCGCGCGGAUGUCAACCGUCAAGAGCCACAGUAUCAAGUACGGGAAGGUCGAAGUCGUUGCCAAACUUCCCCAAGGCGAUUGGCUCUGGCCUGCCAUCUGGAUGAUGCCUGUCAACGACGUCUACGGUGCCUGGCCAGCGUCUGGCGAGAUUGACAUCAUGGAGUCGCGCGGCAACGGUAUCAACUACCCAGCACAGGGCAUCAACUACGUGAGAUCUUCCUUGAACUGGGGCCCCUUCUCCUUCCUGAAUGGUGUCUCCAAAACGUACGGGUGGUGGACGAACCGGCGCAAGACGUACGCGGAUGGCUUCCACACAUACUCGCUCGAGUGGACGCCCGAGUUCAUGCGGAUGUACGUCGACACGCGGCUCGACCACACGCUGCAGCUCGCGUUUAACGAGCCGUUCUUCGACCGCGGCGACUUCCCCGAGACGAUCGCGAACGGCUCCGAGUACAUCGUUACCCCGAACCCGUGGCCGUUCUACCUCAUCCUCGACCUCGCAGUCGGGGGACGAACGGGUGGUUCCCGGAUGGCGCCGGGACAAACCUGGCUGGACGCGUCGAGCGCUGCGAUGCAUGACUUCGCCCAGGCGCAGGAUACGUGGUACGCGACCUGGCCGCAGAACGUCCAACAGCGCGCGUUCAUUAUUGACUCCGUGAAGAUGUGGCAGGCGUGUUAGAGCGGCAAGAGAUAGGCCGCGCUGCAUGGCUGGUACUCUUUCCCAUGGACUUAGCGCGUGCGCAUAUACGGAACGCCCAAGGACAUCGGAGGUUCCUGGCUGCGGUACUGAAUACCUGCUAUGUUGGACAUUGUUGUACAGGGGUAUCAUGAUACGCCGUCCGGUCCUUGUUUUUUGGAAGUUCUCUCUACUCGGGUGGUGGGUUUGUUUCUAUGGUCGCUUGGUUAGUAGCUAUCAGUAUCUUACGUUCUACCGGUGUCCUCUACCGCGUUUAUUGUGUCUUUUCGGCGCUUGGUUGUACUGUAACAUACUUCGCCGUCCGCAGACCUUAUAGACCAUGUAGCUAUUUGUCACCAGAGGCUCAAUACACGCAAACAACGCUCUCAAUCUGCGGUCGAGACUCCUUACACGACUCGCGUGCU